AUGAGCCGCGAAGCCUCAGCGCAAUCGGUCUCGCGAGUCGCCGCCUGUCAACAGAAAAAUGAGAGCAUCAUUUCACUUUGCAAUUCACCAUUCGGACAAAUGUACACAUUCGUCGGUUGCCCUGACGACUUGAAGUCAACAGACCGUGGAUGGGCGUGCAACCGAGUCGCGUCUGGCCUUCAGCGUCAAGCGAGACAAGUUCGUCUCGCGCCCGAGGCGGCGCCCCUCUUUGCUACCUCAUUGAGCCAUCAUCGUGGCAGAAAGUGCACGGUGUGA
Molecule: messenger RNA, 276 nt
Organism: Protopolystoma xenopodis
Lineage: Eukaryota; Metazoa; Platyhelminthes; Monogenea; Polystomatidea; Polystomatidae
Source: the annotation of a GenBank genome assembly